This is a messenger RNA of Penicillium mononematosum, 867 nucleotides long. Its product is annotated as pyrroline-5-carboxylate reductase family protein. The transcript is spliced from 2 exons. Lineage: Eukaryota; Fungi; Ascomycota; Eurotiomycetes; Eurotiales; Aspergillaceae. Gene Ontology annotation, molecular function: pyrroline-5-carboxylate reductase activity. The record is from RefSeq and is a predicted model, not a curated record. Gene Ontology annotation, biological process: L-proline biosynthetic process. Bases 1 to 867 code for a protein of 288 amino acids.
AUGGCACUUGCCCAAAAGCCUCUCCGUUUGGCAUUUCUCGGCUGUGGUCACAUAGGUACUGCACUACUGAGAGCUCUACUACCAUCUAUUCCUCAAGCCGGAAGUCCAAUCUCCGAAAUUACCGUUGCUCUCAACCGCAAAGAAUCAGCAACCCGCCUCCAAAACCAGUUUCGCGACAGCCCGGCCCCAGUAAAGUUUGUUUCGCGUGAAAAUGUCAAAGCAACGGCAAAUGCAGACGCUAUCCUAUUUGCCUUCCCUCCCGAUCAGAUUCAGGGAAUUCUGGGAGCUGUCGGAAUGAGAGAAGCUCUAAAACACAAGAUCAUCAUCAGCAUUCUCGCGCGAACCCCGAGCACUGAAAUCAUCCGUCUUCUGGGGGAUCACCAGACGUCCGGAAAUGAAAAUACUCAGAUUAUCCGCGCAAUGCCAACCAUAGGAACAGAGAUCCAUGAAUCGGCAACUCUCAUCGCUGAACCUUCUAGCAAGGCAACAGAGGCGAUGGAAUUGGCUUCAUGGAUCUUCAAUCUGGUCGGAAAGGUCUUCCACGUUUCGGACAGUUAUUUCGAUACUGCAACUGGAAUGAGUGCAUUCUGUAAUGCCCUUACGACGGUGGCGAUACAAGCUAUUGCGCAAAAGACCGUUGCUGAAGGGGUCCCCGUGCAUCAUGCCAUCGCUAUUUCCUCUCAAUGCAUUAGAGGGACAGUAAGCAUGAUUUUGGAGGGAACUCCACCUGAACAGUUGAAACAGUCAUUAUCUGCUCCCGGAAGCAUAACUGGACAGGCCAUUUCAAGGCUUGAAGAGAGAGGGUUGUUGGAAUUGGUUGAUUCGGAGCUCACGGGGGCUAUUUCCAGAGCAAAGAAUAGGACAUAG